Vidua macroura (Pin-tailed whydah) is the source of this 2326-nucleotide messenger RNA. RefSeq names its product ribonuclease P/MRP subunit p40 (gene RPP40). Gene Ontology annotation, molecular function: ribonuclease MRP activity; ribonuclease P activity. Bases 1293 to 2234 code for a protein of 313 amino acids. Gene Ontology annotation, biological process: tRNA 3'-end processing; endonucleolytic cleavage in ITS1 to separate SSU-rRNA from 5.8S rRNA and LSU-rRNA from tricistronic rRNA transcript (SSU-rRNA, 5.8S rRNA, LSU-rRNA); tRNA 5'-leader removal. The record is from RefSeq and is a predicted model, not a curated record. The transcript is spliced from 8 exons. NCBI's taxonomy places the organism in Eukaryota, Metazoa, Chordata, Aves, Passeriformes, Viduidae. Gene Ontology annotation, cellular component: ribonuclease MRP complex; multimeric ribonuclease P complex.
GGUGAUGGUGCCGAUUUUAGGAGCUCUCUAAACACAGGCGCAGGGUCCAGUUUAGAAAAGAGACAUCGUUUAUUCCGCGCAGGGCGCAAGGCAGAGGUUUCCACAAGUCAAGCACACCACCUAUCAAAGCUUUUCACUAUUUAUACAUUUUAGCAAACAAGGGAAUGAGUGGUCAUUGGCUACAAGUUACAUAGUUCUCUUAUUAAUUAGUAUUCUGUCUUCUGUUGGUUAAUGAGUCUCCCAUGCUAAUUAAUCCGCAUGCUCAGUCUUUCUCAGCUUAGGAGUCAGGGGGUUUCUGGGGUCGGUGGCCAUCAUCUCCAGCUGCCGGAAUUGCCUUUUGUCCACUCAGAGCUGAUUCAGCAGAGUUGCUGGGUUUAUUAAGUUUCUUACUUACUUUGGGAGUUCUGCCAAACGUCUUUGUGGCCCAUAAAUUCUGCGUUCUUUAUGCCCGCUAUCAGUGGUACAUCCUUCUCCCCAGGCUUUGUUAACCUCACCCUAGGUCUGAAAUCACUGGAACAUGUCCAGCCCUAAACGUUAACAAAGAGACCUGGACUUCACUUGGGGCUUGUUAGCUGUGCUCUCGUUUCAUGGAUUAAAUUUCCCUUCUUGUUGAUUAGACUUGAAAGUGUACAAAGGCCAAACAUCAAAGAACAUUCUUCCUUAAGAAAAUUUGUAGGUAUUCCACAUUUUGCAGCAAUCAGGCAGGACCCUGUAUCAUAACUCCCUUCUCAUACCCUGUAGCUCUCUGGGCUAAUUGUUAACUGUUUCUGACUUCCGAGACCUUUUUUAGCAGCUAAUCAGAAAGCUUUCUACUGGCGUGGAAGGCAGCUCGUUUGUCAGUCCUUACUUCUCUUGGACACGUGUGCCAAGGGAGAUACACGCCUGUUCUCCAAGAGCUUUGGGAAAGAAGUUUUUUGAGGGAUGGAGGGGGGGAGCAAGGAGGCAUACCUUUAUGCUGCCUGGGAAGCUUCGUACUUGCCCAUGUAUUACUUGCCAGAUAUUACCUUGUUUUCCCUGCUCUGCCAGACUUCAGGGUCCUCUUGGUCUAUGGAAAAUGUGUAGGGAAGGUUUUCAGCAAAAGGCAAAUUGAAGAUUCUACUUUGGUCUUUGCUUUUCCACUGAGAUUACAGAAAUGCUUAGCCUACAUCUUUAGUUGCAACUCCUUUAACAAGUACUCCAGAAAGGGCUGAAGGAGGUGUCCCAGUGCGACAUCAAGCUAAAAUGUGUAAUGAUGUGAAACAAGAUCUUCUGUUAACUCAUGCUGUGUGUCUUUCUUGAUCCCGGAAUGUGGCAUGCUACCUGAAGUGCUGAAAAGCACAAUUGCAGAUAUUGGAGAGUACUACCUGGUGAGGAGUUUACCCAUUCAUGAAUUGGUCACUCAUGAAUUCAUUGAUGCUUUCGUGAAAAAAGGUUCAUGCUAUGCACUUACCUAUAAGACAAAAAUUGAUCAAGAUAAUACUGCAGCUCUGCUACCAAAUGGUAAACUAAUUCUGUCAGUGGAUAAGGAUACUUAUGAGGAACUUGGACUGCAAGGUCGCCCUUCUCGGUAUUCAGGCAAAAAAGUAAUGCGAUAUAUUAUCACUAUUGACUUGACUGAUGCUGGCUUUUACCCUGAGAGCAAGAAACAUAACAGAGUGCUUUGGGCCUUGAAAGAAAAGAAACCUUUAGAAUUUGACUUCCUACUGGCUUGGUAUAAUUCAGGUGCAGAGGGAUCAACAUUGAUGUCAUACUUUUCAAAAAACCAAAUACAGGCCCUGAAGCCAAAAAUAACAUUCAGCACCUUAAGGGACUUGCAGUGUCCAGUGUUACAAAGUAAUGAUCUACAAGGAAAACCAGAGGAGUCCUGCAGUACAGAGGAGCUCUUGGAAUGGCUGGGUGCUGUCUUGAAUCAAGUUAGCUUAGACAACAAAUCCUCCAGCUUCUUAUCAACCUAUUGCUGCCCUGAGCCCAACACAGUCGUGGAAAAAGCUUUUUUGUGCACAAUCACAGGCUUUAUAAUUCCUGAGAAAAUUAUUCAGUUAUUGGAGCAGCUGUGUUGCUAUUUUGGUGAACCAAAACUGGCACAUUGGCUGACCUUAACUGUGCAUGGCUUUGCAGACAGCCCUGUUUCCUGGAGAGAAAAUGAGCAUGGUUUUCACAAAGGAGGAGAGAACUUGUACAACUUCGUCAUUUUUAGAAAUCUGGACUACUGGCUUCAGAUGGCUGUAGGAGCUCAUGAUGAUUGUCCUCCAUAAAGCUGUGUCCACAGAAGAAGUUCUCUAAUAAUCCCCUGUUACUGACAGAAAACUAAUAAAUUAUUUUUUUAUACAAGUAGUUAUGGAACAGA